UGAACAUGUUCCGAGUGUAAAGGAUUCGGACAGAAAUGUUGUGGAUACGUUAACAGAUCUGUUGUGUUUUUAUUCAUUGUGUCAAAAUUACCGCAUGGAAAACAAUAAUCGUGUGGAAUUUGUAAUGCCUUUGUAAAUAUAUAUUUUUUAAUUUUUGAGUAACACGUGACGGUUUUCAAAAUGAUGACCAACAGCAACGUGGGUGAACACCUCUACAUCGGCGACUACAUCAGCCUGUACUCCGUGGAGACGGAGGGCUACAUCUACAGUCUCCAGUCCAGUUCGGCCCACAGUGGACUGUAUAUCCACCAGAAUCAGGAACGUGACAAGCCAUCCAACAUUGCCAACCCACACACUGUGGUAUACCAAAUAUGCAUUCAAAAUCGCUACAAGUUGAACAAAAAAUACCGGAAGUUGAUACAACAGGCUUCAACGACACCGGAAGCAACGCCCGACAAGGGACUUCUGGGGCAAACAAAGCUGGCCGCGGAAGCGGAAAACGCCGACAAUGCCGCCGAACAAAAGAGACAGCUUGGAAAACGAGUCCGCUAUGGAGAAAUAGUGCAGCUGAAACAUUACUUCACAAACAAGUACAUCCACAUGUGUACGUCCCAGACGAGUCAGCGAGACAAAAACAACAUGAUGAUCAUGCUACAGGACUUCAACGCCAAGAACGCACAGUUCAGGAUUCUACCUCAGUACAAAGUGAAAUCAGAAGGCGAAGUUGUUCAAAUCUACGACCAAAUUGUCUUCGAGAGCAUCAAGUCACCAGGACACUACUUCCAUGCCAGUCAAGGCUUCCAAGUUGAUCACUUCACGUUUGGCUCGGAGUUGAAUCUUGGUGUCGAGAGAUCUGGUUUUUCAUUGGUCCGAUUUUGCCAGGAAAAUCCGGAAGUCGAACUGUAUGUCAAGGGCGGUGCAGUGAUUCGACUCUUUCACAAGGAGCUGGAAGCGUACUUGGUGGCAGAGGGACUCUUUGAUGAAGACAUCACGGAAGAUGUUCAUUUCCGUAUCCGGGUGAUGGAUCAACACAAGCCUCGAACUUUGUCUCCGCCCACUUCUGGUAACACGUUCUGGCAGAUCGAGGCUGAAAAUAGCGCCUUAAAUGGUAAGAUAAAGAAAGAAUGCCGUCGAUAG
This is a messenger RNA of Gigantopelta aegis, 1137 nucleotides long. Its product is annotated as inositol 1,4,5-trisphosphate receptor type 1-like. Gene Ontology annotation, cellular component: endoplasmic reticulum. Bases 181 to 1137 code for a protein of 318 amino acids. The record is from RefSeq and is a predicted model, not a curated record. The transcript is spliced from 12 exons. NCBI's taxonomy places the organism in Eukaryota, Metazoa, Mollusca, Gastropoda, Neomphalida, Peltospiridae. Gene Ontology annotation, molecular function: inositol 1,4,5-trisphosphate-gated calcium channel activity; inositol 1,4,5 trisphosphate binding. Gene Ontology annotation, biological process: calcium ion transport.